Messenger RNA from Poecilia latipinna (sailfin molly), 2091 nucleotides. RefSeq names its product casein kinase 1, gamma 1 (gene csnk1g1). Gene Ontology annotation, molecular function: ATP binding; protein serine/threonine kinase activity. The record is from RefSeq and is a predicted model, not a curated record. Lineage: Eukaryota; Metazoa; Chordata; Actinopteri; Cyprinodontiformes; Poeciliidae. The transcript has 13 exons. The coding region runs from base 443 to 1801 and encodes 452 amino acids. Gene Ontology annotation, biological process: protein phosphorylation.
CGGGCGGUGCCGUUUUUCUCCAUCCGGUGUGUUAGAACCUUUUCACGGCAGACGAAGAAUGGAGAGAGUCGCUAACGGCUGUUAGCGUGAAAACCUCAGCAACAAGGAGAGCGCAGGAAAGCCUCACAUGAAUCUCCCCCAGCGCUCGGUUAAAUUGGACCUGAGCGGAACACGAGCGGACUCCUGGUCGUGUGGAUUUAUCCCCGUGAAGGUCUCUACCUUCCUUGUGUGACAGAUGUCGAGGCCUAGCAACUGAUCGAGCUGAGAGGGUGAGGUCGGGGAGGCCCGCGGGUUAACGGCUCCAGCUUCUGGCCCAUGAGAGCGACUGUGCCAUCCAGGUGCCACCAGUAACCAGGGCUGUGGCUGCUGCGGUGGGCCCGGCCCAGGAGGCCUUCUUUCGUGCGUCACUCGAGGCUCCCGCUGACCAGUGCUGCGGCACGCCAUGGAUCAACAAAGAGAGAAAUAUGGCGAGCGGACGACCAGAAGCACCAAAGUUAACCAGGGAAACCGGAGCGGACACCGACCGUCGGGCUCCUCCAACACCUCCGGCGUUCUCAUGGUCGGACCUAAUUUUCGCGUGGGGAAGAAGAUCGGUUGUGGAAACUUUGGGGAACUGAAGCUCGGUAAAAAUCUGUACACAAAUGAGUAUGUAGCCAUUAAACUGGAACCAGUGAAGUCGAGGGCCCCACAGCUACAUUUGGAGUACCGGUUCUACAAAAGCCUGGGGACCACAGCAGAGGGAGUACCGCAGGUUUUCUACUUCGGCCCCUGUGGGAAGUACAAUGCCAUGGUCAUGGAGCUGCUGGGGCCGAGUCUAGAGGAUCUGUUUGACCUUUGCGACAGGACCUUUUCACUGAAGACCGUCUUGAUGAUUGCAAUUCAGCUGAUUUCUCGAAUGGAGUAUGUGCACUCUAAAAAUCUCAUCUACAGAGAUGUCAAGCCUGAAAACUUUCUCAUCGGAAGGCAAGGGAAUAAAAAGGAGCACAUCAUCCACAUCAUCGACUUUGGCCUAGCCAAAGAGUACAUCGACCCCGAGACCAAAAAACACAUUCCAUACCGGGAGCAUAAGAGCCUGACUGGUACUGCCAGAUACAUGUCCAUUAACACACACUUAGGCAAAGAGCAAAGCAGACGAGAUGACCUGGAGGCUUUAGGGCACAUGUUCAUGUAUUUUCUACGUGGGAGUUUACCUUGGCAAGGACUAAAGGCUGACACCUUGAAAGAAAGAUACCAGAAGAUUGGUGAUACAAAACGAAACACUCCUAUUGAAGUCCUCUGUGAGAAUUUUCCAGAGGAAAUGGCCACCUAUUUGCGGUAUGUAAGGCGGUUAGACUUCUUUGAAAAGCCCGACUACGAAUAUCUGAGGACUCUGUUUACUGAGCUGUUUGAGAGAAAAGGAUACACGUUUGACUAUACUUACGACUGGGUUGGGAGGCAGAUACCCACGCCGGUGGGAUCUGUCCAUAUAGACUCUGGUGCCUCUGCGGUAACAAGAGAGAGCCAUCCUCACAGAGAACGGCCCUCGCAGCACCCUCCGGUUCGAAAUCAGACGGCAGGCUCAGACCGACGAGGAGCAUGGGAGGUGCAGCCCACGCGGCAAGCAAACUCUUCCUAUCUGACCUCCCACCUGGCAGCGGACAGGCACGGGGGCUCAGUGCAGGUGGUCAGCUCAACCAACGGCGAGUUGAACGCAGACGACCCGCUGGCUCAAUCUAACACCCCGAUUACACCUCAGGCAGAUGUGGAAGUGGUCGACGAGCCCAAACUUCCUGAACAGCUCACAGAUAUUGAAAACAGCUAGUUUUGAUUCUUCUUCUGUCAGUAGAAACUUCCACACUAAAAACUAUUGUAAGCACAACACAAGUGCUGAUGUGGAGUGCGGUUUGCAAACCUGAAUGAAGCUAAUUUCUCAACUAAUCUUUCAAUAAUUAAACUUGAAUGUUAUUUAAAAUAUGUUUUCAUGAAAUGUUUUUUGCUUCAUUGUAUCACCAUAGGAUACAAAGGGUUGUGCUUUAAGUGUGGAUCAUCUACAAACUUCAUUUUCUGUUGGAUUCAAAAUUUCUGCCUGUAACAAAAAAACUACAGCAUGUU